Messenger RNA from Tachyglossus aculeatus (Australian echidna), 1182 nucleotides. RefSeq names its product motor neuron and pancreas homeobox 1 (gene MNX1). Gene Ontology annotation, biological process: regulation of DNA-templated transcription; endocrine pancreas development; spinal cord motor neuron cell fate specification. The record is from RefSeq and is a predicted model, not a curated record. The coding region runs from base 1 to 1182 and encodes 393 amino acids. NCBI's taxonomy places the organism in Eukaryota, Metazoa, Chordata, Mammalia, Monotremata, Tachyglossidae. Gene Ontology annotation, cellular component: nucleus. The transcript is spliced from 3 exons. Gene Ontology annotation, molecular function: DNA-binding transcription factor activity, RNA polymerase II-specific; sequence-specific double-stranded DNA binding.
AUGGAAAAAUCUAAAAAUUUCCGGAUCGACGCUCUGCUGGCGGUCGACCCGCCGAAAGCGGCGGCGGCGGCGGCGGCGCAGACCUCGCCGCUGGCGCUGGUCACCUCCCUGUCGGCGGCCGCCGCCAAUGCUGCCGGUGGGGGUGGCGGUGGCAGCCCGCAGCCGUCGGAGCGGGUCCCCGGGGGGCCGGACUGCCCCCGCCCCGACAGCCCGUCCCCGCCGCGGAUCGUCGCGGCGCACUGCGGGCUGGUGCCCAAGCAGGGCUUCCCUCCCGCGCCCAGCCACCAUCCGCACCAUCACCCGGGCAACGCUGCAGCCGCCGCCGCUGCAGCCGCUGCAGCCGCCGCCGCGGCCGCGGCGGGAGGGAUGAUCCUGGGGCUGCACCCGAGCCAGGGCGGCGGGGGCCUCCCCGCCCAGGCGGCCCUGUACGGGCCCCCCAUGUACAGCUACUCGGCGGCGGCCGCCCUGGCCGGCCAGCACCCGGCCCUGUCUUACUCCUACUCCCAAGUGCAGGGAGCCCACCCCGCUCACCCCGCCGACCCCAUCAAGCUGGGCGCCGGCACCUUCCAGCUGGACCAGUGGCUCAGGGCGUCCACCGCGGGCAUGAUCCUGCCCAAAAUGCCCGACUUCAACUCCCAGGCGCAGUCCAACCUGCUGGGGAAAUGCCGGCGGCCCCGCACCGCCUUCACCAGCCAGCAGCUGCUGGAGCUCGAACACCAGUUCAAACUCAACAAAUACCUGUCCCGGCCCAAGCGCUUCGAAGUAGCGACUUCGCUCAUGCUCACCGAGACCCAGGUGAAAAUCUGGUUCCAGAAUCGUCGGAUGAAAUGGAAGCGGAGCAAAAAGGCCAAGGAGCAGGCGGCGCAGGAAGCCGAGAAGCAAAAGAGCGGGGGGAAAGGCGGCGGCGGCGCGGGGGAGGAGAAGGAGGACCUCCAGGAGGAGGAGGAGGAAGAGGAGGAAAUGCUGCUGCCUCCCGAGAAGAGCGGCAGCCGACGCUUGCGGGACUUGAGGGACAGUGACAGGGAGGAAGAAGAGGACGACGACGAGGAGGACGAGGAAGGGCAUUUCUCCUACAACAACAACAGCAAUGCUCAUUCAUCCGACUGCUCCUCGGAGGAAGAGACGCCCCACACGAGAGCGGGAGGCCCCGGGGGUCCCGGGCACCAGCCCCCUCCUCAGUGA